AUGCCUUCUCUCGCUCAUUACCUUGCCGCCGCCUUCGCGAGCGUUGCUUCUGUCUCCGCAACCGGGGUCAUACUCCCUCUCUACACCUGGCCCAGCGAGGGAGCCUGGAAUCCCGUCUACGAUGCGCUGGCCACAUACCCCGACAUCGACUUUUACAUUAUCAUCAACCCGAACUCGGGUCCUGGUGCCUCGUCUCCUCCCGCAUCCGAAUACAUCACCGGCGUGACAACCCUCAACAGCUACGCCAACGCACACACCAUUNUUUUAUGGUUGAAAUUUAUUAAGUAG
Messenger RNA from Aspergillus calidoustus, 288 nucleotides. NCBI's taxonomy places the organism in Eukaryota, Fungi, Ascomycota, Eurotiomycetes, Eurotiales, Aspergillaceae. The record is from the annotation of a GenBank genome assembly.